AUGUUGCCAGCUACAGCCAGGGAUGGCCUCCAUCGACUGUCUACCUACCUGGAAGAACUCGAGGCUGGGGAACUGAAGAAAUUCAAAUUAUUCCUGGGGAUUGCAGAGGACCCGAGCCAGGACAAGAUUCCCUGGGGACGAAUGGAGAAGGCUGGUCCUUUGGAAAUGGCUCAGCUGAUGGUGGCCCACAUGGGGACAAGGGAGGCUUGGCUUCUGGCUCUCAGCACCUUCCAGAGGAUCCACAGGAAGGACCUGUGGGAGCGAGGACAGGGAGAAGACCUGCUGAGGGGGAGAAGACCUGUCACUCCAAAUAAUGGUCUAUGCCUUUUCGAGAGCCAAUCAGCGUGCCCUUUGGAUGUCUCUCCCGAUGCUCCAAGAAAAGAUCUCCAGACAACCUACAAAGACUAUGUCCGAAGGAAAUUCCGGCUAAUGGAAGACCGCAAUGCACGAUUAGGCGAAUGUGUGAACCUGAGCAAUCGUUACACUCGGCUUCUCCUNGUAAAGGAACACUCAAAUCCUAUCUGGACACAGCAGAAAUUUGUAGAUAUAGAGUGGGAACGCUCCAGAACCAGGCGUUACCAGACUAGUCCUAUCCAAAUGGAGACCCUCUUUGAGCCAGACGAAGAACGCCCNGAGCCACCACACACAGUGGUAUUACAAGGGGCAGCNGGGAUGGGGAAGUCCAUGCUGGCCCACAAAGUGAUGUUGGACUGGGCCGAUGGGAGGCUCUUCCAAGGCCGGUUUGAUUAUGUCUUCUAUAUCAGCUGCAGGGAGUUGAAUAGAAGCCACACCCAGUGCAGUGUACAAGACCUCAUCUCCAGCUGCUGGCCGGAGCAUGGUAUAUCCCUNGAAGACCUCAUGCAGGCUCCUGACCGUCUCCUAUUCAUCAUUGAUGGCUUCGAUAAACUCCAUCCUUCUUUCCAUGAUGCUCGGGGUCCCUGGUGCCUCUGCUGGGAGGAGAAACAACCUACCGAACUCCUCCUCGGAAGUCUGAUUCGGAGGUUGCUUCUGCCCCAGGUCUCUCUGCUCAUCACCACACGACCCUGUGCACUGGAGAAGCUGCACGGCUUGCUAGAACACCCUAGGCACGUGGAGAUCCUGGGCUUCUCCGAGGCAGCUAGGAAGGAAUAUUUCUACAGAUAUUUCCACAACACUGGACAAGCAAGCCGGGUGUUAAGCUUCUUGAUGGACUAUGAGCCCCUCUUUACCAUGUGUUUUGUUCCCAUGGUGUCCUGGGUGGUCUGCACCUGCCUAAAGCAGCAGCUGGAAAGUGGGGAGCUUUUAAGACAAACACCUAGGACCACCACAGCGGUUUAUAUGUUCUACCUUNUGAGCCUGAUGCAGCCCAAGCCAGGGACUCCAACCUUCAAAGUCCCAGCCAACCAGAGAGGCCUGGUCUCUCUGGCUGCAGAGGGCCUCUGGAACCAGAAGAUUCUAUUUGAUGAACAGGAUCUUGGGAAACACGGCCUAGAUGGAGCAGAUGUGUCCACUUUCCUCAACGUGAACAUAUUCCAGAAGGGUAUCAAAUGUGAGAAAUUCUACAGCUUCAUCCACCUGAGUUUCCAGGAAUUCUUCGCAGCCAUGUACUGUGCACUGCAUGGCAGAGAGGCGGUGAGGAGAACGCUGGCUGAGUAUGGCUUCUCGGAAAGGAACUUCUUGGCCCUCACGGUCCACUUUCUGUUUGGCCUCCUCAACGAAGAGAUGAGAUGCUACCUUGAGAGGAAUCUCGGCUGGAGCAUCUCCCCUCAGGUGAAGGAGGAAGUGUUGGCAUGGAUCCAAAACAAGGCUGGAAGCGAAGGCUCCACCCUGCAGCAUGGCUCCCUGGAGCUACUCAGNUGCUUGUAUGAGAUCCAGGAGGGGGACUUCAUCCAGCAGGCCCUGAGCUACUUUCAAGUGGUUGUAGUCAGAAACAUCUCAACAAAGAUGGAGCACAUGGUCUGCUNGUUUUGUGCNCGGCACUGCAGCAGUACAGAGGUGCUUCAUUUGUAUGGGAGCGCUUAUAGUACAGGCAUGGAGGAUGGCCCACCAGACCCUUCAGGAGUCCAGACUCAGUCCACAUACCUACAGGAAAGGAACAUGCUGCCUGAUAUCUACAGUGCAUACCUUUCAGCAGCUGUCUGUACCAACUCCAACCUGAUCGAGCUGGCAUUAUACCGCAAUGCCUUGGGCAGCCAGGGUGUGAGGCUGCUCUGUCAAGGUCUCCGACAUGCCAGCUGCAAGCUGCAGAACCUGAGGCUGAAGAGGUGUCAGAUCUCCGGCUCAGCCUGCCAGGACCUCGCAGCGGCUGUCAUCGCCAACAGGAAUCUAACCAGGCUGGACCUCAGUGGCAACAGCAUUGGGGUGCCAGGCCUGGAGCUGCUCUGUGAGGGGCUGCAGCACCCCAGGUGUAGGCUGCAGAUGAUCCAGCUGAGGAAGUGUCUGUUGGAGGCUGCAGCUGGCCGAUCCCUGGCUUCUGUUCUCAGCAACAACUCAUAUCUGGUAGAACUGGAUCUGACAGGAAACCCCUUGGAAGAUUUGGGGCUGAAGUUACUGUGUCAAGGGCUAAGGCACCCUGUCUGCAGGCUGCAGACCUUGUGGCUGAAGAUCUGCCACCUUGGACAAGCUUCCUGUGAAGAUCUGGCCUCUACUCUCAGAAUGAACCAGAGCCUGCUGGAGCUGGACCUGGGUCUGAAUGACCUCGGGGAUUCUGGGGUGCUUCUGCUGUGUGAAGGCCUCAGGCAUCCAGAUUGCAAACUGCAGACCCUUCGGUUGGGCAUUUGCCGACUGGGCUCAGUUGCGUGUGUGGGGAUCGCCAGUGUGCUCCAGGUCAACACAUGCCUCCAAGAGCUGGACCUGAGCUUCAAUGACUUGGGAGACAGGGGCCUGAAGCUGCUGGGGGAAGGCCUGAGGCACGAGACCUGCAGACUCCAGAAGCUGUGGCUGGACAGCUGUGGACUCACCUCCAAAGCAUGUGAGGACCUCUCUUCUAUCCUGGGAAUCAACCAGACCCUGCAUGAGCUUUAUUUGACCAAUAAUGCUCUGGGGGACACAGGUGUCUGUCUGCUGUGCAAGAGGCUGAGACAUCCAGGCUGCAAGCUUCGAGUCCUGUGGCUGUUUGGAAUGGACCUGAAUAUAAAGACUCACCGGAAGAUGGCAGCACUUCGAGUCACAAAACCAUACCUGGAUAUUGGGUGUUGA
Messenger RNA from Mus caroli (Ryukyu mouse), 3177 nucleotides. NCBI's taxonomy places the organism in Eukaryota, Metazoa, Chordata, Mammalia, Rodentia, Muridae. The record is from RefSeq and is a predicted model, not a curated record.